AGUGACGUUUGACGUGCGGCCUGUUCCCGCCCUGCCUUUCGCCGCUGUUCGGUGGCGGGAACUCGGGCUGCUUGCUGACGGCGGCUACCGUAAGGGUUUCCCCCAGCCAUUCUGGCGGCUCGGGACUUCCUGGGCCUGAGAGUCUCCGCUUGGGGAACGGGGCUAAGACUUCGCGACCACCUCGCCCUUUCCCUGCUGCGGAAACCUCAGGAACGAGCCGGUGGCGUCCUAGCUCUCAAGACGUGCAGCUAAAAGGCCCAGGCAGUGCCCGGGGACACACGCGGGGAGCCGGGGAGAACAGGGUGAAGUAACCAUGCAGGCAUUUCUAAAAGGCACAUCUAUCAGCAGUAAACCACCAUUGACUAAGGAUCGAGGAGUAGCUGCCACUGCCAGAAGUAGUGGAGAGAACAAGAAAGCUAAACCUGUUCCGUGGGUGGAAAAAUAUCGCCCAAAAUAUGUGGAUGAAGUUGCUUUCCAGGAAGAAGUGGUUGCAGUGCUAAAAAAGUCCUUAAAAGGAGCUGAUCUCCCUAAUCUCUUGUUUUACGGCCCACCUGGAACUGGAAAAACAUCCACUAUUUUGGCAGCAGCUAGGGAACUCUUUGGGCCUGAACUUUUUCGAUUAAGAGUUCUUGAGUUAAAUGCAUCUGAUGAACGUGGAAUACAAGUAGUUAGAGAGAAAGUGAAGAAUUUUGCCCAAUUAACUGUGACAGGAAGCCGUUCAGAUGGGAAGCCAUGUCCUCCUUUUAAAAUUGUGAUCCUGGAUGAAGCAGAUUCUAUGACCUCAGCUGCUCAGGCAGCUUUAAGACGUACCAUGGAGAAAGAGUCUAAAACCACCCGAUUCUGUCUCAUCUGUAACUAUGUCAGUCGAAUAAUUGAACCUCUGACCUCUAGAUGUUCUAAAUUCCGCUUCAAACCUCUGUCAGAUAAAAUUCAGCAGCAGCGAUUACUAGACAUCGCUGAUAAAGAACAUAUCAAAAUUAGCAAUGAGGGACUAGCUCAUCUUGUUAAAGUGUCAGAAGGAGACUUAAGGAAAGCCAUUACAUUUCUUCAAAGUGCUACUCGAUUAACAGGUGGAAAGGAGGUCACAGAAAAGGUGAUCACAGACAUUGCUGGGGUAAUACCAGCUGAAACAAUCGAUGGAGUAUUUGCUGCAUGUCAGAGUGGCUCUUUUGACAAACUAGAAGCUGUGGUAAAGGACUUAAUAGAUGAGGGUCAUGCAGCAACUCAGCUUGUAAAUCAACUUCAUGAUGGGGUUGUAGAAAAUGAUAACCUUUCUGAUAAACAGAAAUCUGUCAUUACAGAAAAACUUGCUGAAGUUGAUAAAUGUUUAGCAGAUGGUGCUGAUGAACAUCUACAGCUGAUCGGCCUCUGCGCAACUGUCAUGCAGCAGUUAACUCAGAAUUGUUAAAACAUAUUCAGCAUGUAUUUUUGUGAACAAUUUAAAAUAAAAUGACUAAAGCACCUUUAAA
This is a messenger RNA of Delphinapterus leucas (beluga whale), 1469 nucleotides long. It is a transcript of the gene RFC4, whose product is annotated as replication factor C subunit 4. The record is from RefSeq and is a predicted model, not a curated record. NCBI's taxonomy places the organism in Eukaryota, Metazoa, Chordata, Mammalia, Artiodactyla, Monodontidae. Gene Ontology annotation, cellular component: nucleus; DNA replication factor C complex. Gene Ontology annotation, molecular function: DNA binding; ATP hydrolysis activity; DNA clamp loader activity. Gene Ontology annotation, biological process: DNA-templated DNA replication; DNA repair.